Messenger RNA from Eurytemora carolleeae, 2850 nucleotides. RefSeq names its product proteoglycan 4. The transcript has 7 exons. Bases 71 to 1963 code for a protein of 630 amino acids. Lineage: Eukaryota; Metazoa; Arthropoda; Copepoda; Calanoida; Temoridae. The record is from RefSeq and is a predicted model, not a curated record.
UGAUCCACCCUACCAGGUUGAUUUGUCGACUGAUGAACUGGUUCUGGAGUGUGUGUACAAUACACAAAACAUGUACAGUGUGUUCUCAGGAUCAUUGGAAUCGAAACAACCACAGAAAUGUCAGGCAGUGUUAUCCUAUACUGGAAAUGAUCUGAAGGUUAAGUCUUGUCUCAGUAAACCGAAAACCUCCACUAUUCAGGAUUCCCUAGGACUAAAUGUUUCAGAUACUGGAGACCUGAAUAACCAGGAUUCCUUGGUCACAUGGUUUGGAAAACAAAUGGAUGAAAAAAGAAAAGAAAUAAACUCGGAGAUCAGAAGUAAAAGUUUGAGUGGAGUUUGUAUGUUUGCGAUGGAUAAAAAGCUGCUGGAUAAUAUUGGAUCUAUCCCCAAGGAGAAGAUGCUGUUUGAAAAUGACUGCAGCCUCAACAAAGCAAUUAGUUCCAAAAUAUCAGAAACUGGAUUAUUAGAAAAUAAUAAUCUAAAGAAUAAUAUCACUGAAAGUAAAGAUAGUUUUCAGUUUCCAAGCCUUGAACUAGAAUCUGUCCUGGCAAUAGUGGAGGAAAAUAACAUUGCUCGUGAUACGUCUUUUGGAAGUUCUGAAGGAGAAUUGAAAAUAAGUUCUGAAAACGAGAUUGCAACUGCAGACGCAGAUACGAUGAUAAGUUCUGAAAACGACACAGAAUUAAAGAUAAGUUUCGAAAACGAGAUUGCAACUGACACAGAUAUAAAGAUAAGUUCUGAAAAAGACGUUGCAUCUGAUACAGAUUCGAUGAUAAGUCCUGAAAACGAGGUUGCAGCUGACGCAGAUACGAUGAUAAGUUCUGAAAACGAGGUUGCAGCUGUAACAAAUAAAAUGAUAAAUUCUGAAAAAGACGUUGAAGCUGACCCAAAUACAAGUUCUGUAAACGAGGUGGCAGCUGACACAGAUCCAAAUACAAGUUCUGAAAAAGAGGUUGCAGCUGACACAGAUCAAAAUACAAGUUCUGUAAACGAGGUUGCAGCUGACACAGAUCCAAAUAAAAGUUCUGAAAAAAAGGUUACAGCUAACACAGAUUUAAAGAUUAGUUCUGAGAAAGUUGAUUCAGAAGAUGACAGGAAUGAUAUUGUUUUCCCUUCCGGGGAUGAUAUUGCUCCUAUUUUAAGCCUACACAUUAAUGCAGAUAACAAUGAACAGUCUGAAUCACAGGACGAAUCUAAACCAACAUCAGAUUCAGAUCAAAUCAUCAUUUUUGAAAAUGACGAGGAUGAAAACUAUGAUGAAUAUGCACCUGAAGUAGAUUGGGUUGACAAAGACUCUCUUAAUGCUGAUCUAGAAUCUAAACUAACAAGACAGACUAGCGUGGGAUACCAGGAUAUGGUUUCUCAGGAACCAAGAAUUAAAGAUAUAGAUCUUCAACCAAAUCUAGAGAUUAUGGUUGAAGCUUUAGAAGACACAGAUAGCUCUGAACCUGAAUCUGAACCAAGUGCAGAGCCUGAAUCUGAAUCAAGCGCUGAAUCUGAACCUGAACCUGAAUCUGAACCAAUCGCUGAACCUGAACCUGAAUCUGAACCAAGCACUGAACCAGAACCUGAAUCUGAACCUAAAUCUGAACCAGAACCUGAAUUUGAACCAAGCGCUGAACCAGAACCUGAAUCCGAACCAAGCGCUGAACCAGAAACUGAAUCUGAACCUAAACCUGAACCAGUAUCAACCACAACUAUGAAAUUACAAUCAACCUCUAUUCCAGCAACCACACCUAGACCUGCUCCGACCCAACCUAGAGUUACUGAAACAGUAAGACCGACCAGCACGUCUGGAACUGAAACACCGUCGCUUAAAUCUUCUAAUCUAGGAGAAAAUCCGUCUGCUCUUCUAUCUGCUAAGCUAGAUAGGAAUUCUGCUUCGUCCCUAUACCAUUCACCUGCUAGAAUCGCUCUUUUAUUCCUAGUACAAAUAAUUAAUUUCAAAAAGCAAUAUUUUUAACUAAAACAUUCAUCAACCUUUGGUUAAAGUAUCUACAGGGUGUCUCAUUAAAGGUUAUCAUUGAUAAACACUAUAGCGAUCGUCUUUGAGAGCUCCCUUAUGAAAAAUGUAAAUAAAAAAAGCCACACGACUUGUUGACAUUUCAAAAUACGAUCAAUGUUCCGCCUGAAAAGCUUAUAAAUCGAGCAACCUAUUUUUGAUGCACAUUUCCUAAUUUGCUAUUAAAUUUAAAUAAUGAUCUUUGAGUAGAUUCUGCCUUGCUUAAUGUAACAUUCUUGAUUUUUUUAUUCAUAUAAUUAUUUGUGUAGUUAACUUGUUAACUUCAAAAUUUAUAUUUUUAAUCCAAACACCUAGAUAAAUCUAUAUAUUCUUAAAGUAAAUAUAUGAUUAUGAACGCACAGAUAUGCGCCAAAGAAAACAAAUCAUUUUUAUAAAAUUGUUGAAAUUUGGUAUAAAAAUAAUUAUGAGAAAAAAAUUCAAACCGAAGCAAAACACGCUAAAUCUGUUUUUCAAAUUGUCAUAGAUAAAUUUGAAGUUCUAAUAAACUUGCAAAUUAAAGUUUAUGUUUUUUUACUUUCUUUGUCCCACUAAUUCUUUAUGAACAUUCUAUGAUGCUUUAAAAACUAUUUAUUAAAAUGAUCAUUGUUAUGAGUAAGAUAUUCUUGUACUGUACUUCAUUUACUAACAUAUUGUAGAGAAACAAAGUAAAUAAACGGUUCUGUCUGAUUUUUUUGUAAUCCGAUAUGCAUGACAUUGAUGUCAAAAAUUAUUUUAAGUGAAAAAAAUUCAAAUCAUUGCAUGUAACAAUUGUGUGACUUAUUCAAAAUUGCAAAGUUUUAAAGUAAAAAUAUAUUAAAACAUAUUCUUGUAAAUGAGGAUCAGAUGGA